Molecule: messenger RNA, 4790 nt
Organism: Peromyscus leucopus (white-footed mouse)
Lineage: Eukaryota; Metazoa; Chordata; Mammalia; Rodentia; Cricetidae
Gene: Sema4c
Product: semaphorin 4C
Biological process (GO): negative chemotaxis; muscle cell differentiation; neural crest cell migration
Molecular function (GO): semaphorin receptor binding; chemorepellent activity
Source: RefSeq, a predicted model, not a curated record
GAACUAGGGGCAGUGGGAGACCCUCGGGCUGUCCGGCGCGCGGUCCGGAUAUCUGCCAGGUUCGCGAACUGCUACGGUUCCCCCACCGACGGAAAGUUUGGGGCGGGCUUGGACCGCGGCCGAUGUUGUGGGAUCAGAUUUCCCUAGCGUGGCCCCCCGCCCUCCCGUUCUGCUGGGGAGGCAGGCUGACACUGAGAACCAGCCCUCUCUCUUCGGAGCUCGGCCGCCGGGUCUCGCGCUGAAGCGCCGCGAUCCACGAUCGGCUGCUCCGGGUGUGCAAGUGUGGUGCACAAAUUCUGGUCCUGCACCCCUCCAUCCACCUGGCUGUCCGCCUCCCUUGCCUUGGAAAGAGCUGGGGGUUGGGUCACCGUACGCGGGCGGAUUCUCGGAGCACGCCACCGAGUUCUGACCCCAGCGUAGGGUAAUUGGUAGAGGGGAGGCUGAGGGUGUGUCAGGGGGACUGCCCGGGGGAAGGCAGCCCCCCCCCCACCUCGCCUUCCCGCGCAGGGGUUCUGGGCCGACAGGGGGCGUCCGCAAGCCGGGUUUUGCCACGCUCCCAGCGCCGCUUUGUUUGCAUUCAAAUCCCCGGAGCUGGGGGAGGGGAGAGCCCACAGUAGAGAGACCUGGACCCGGUCUUGGCUUGGAACCUUUGUUUUGGGGUGAAAUCCCCAGAUUCUGCAUCUCUGUUCCCGGCCCCGAGUGUCUGGAUUAGUGGAAAUCGGUCCCGUUGGCCUAAUGCCUAGGCCAGGGUCCCCGGGGUGCAAUCCCCGAGUUAAGAACGUCCGUCAGAGCCGGAGGGGAAACGCAGCCCUCAAGGGCCAUUCGUGGGCAUCCCCUAGGCUCCAGGAGAAACCCUCUUUGGCCUCCCAGAUCCAUUUCACUUCCUUCUACGACCCCUCCCCCGCCGCGGUGAGGAGCUCCCCGUAAGCCCGGAGCCGACUCGUUUCCCGGCCGCCUCUCUGACGGAGGGUCAGUGUCUCGUAGAAGGCAGUUGGAAGAACAGGACUGGCCCUGGUCAUUUCCACGCCCAUCCCACCCACUUCCUGCCUCCCUCUUGGGCAACAAAGGGGCCUCGGGAAGCUGGGCCCGUUUGGUUCCCGACUCCUACUCCAGCCCUGCUGAUGUGGAACCGGGUUUGGGCUCUGCCCGGCUAUUGUCUGCGCUGGGGGAGGGGACAGGCUGGGGCCGGGAACUCCGCACGCAGCCUGCUGCACCCGGUCCCCCCCCACUGGGGGGUCUCUGCCUAACUGCCUGCCUGCUUGCCUCUGCGGAGUAAGGGGUACACCUCCCCGAAUUAGGUCUUGGGGCUGACCGGAGUCCAGGGCUGCCGGACUGAAGUUUAGAGCCUGGGUGUUUGCCAUGGCCCCACACUGGGCUGUCUGGCUGCUGGCAGCAGGGCUGUGGGGCCUGGGCAUUGGGGCUGAGGUGUGGUGGAACCUUGUGCCCCGGAAGACAGUAUCUUCUGGGGAGCUGGCCACAGUAGUGAGGCGGUUCUCCCAGACGGGCAUCCAGGACUUCCUGACCUUGACCCUGAGAGAGCACUCUGGGCUUUUAUAUGUGGGGGCCCGAGAGGCGCUGUUUGCCUUCAGCGUAGAGGCUCUGGAGCUGCGAGGAGUGAUCUCCUGGGAGGCCCCGGUUGAGAAGAAGAUGGAGUGUACCCAGAAAGGGAAGAGCAACCAGACCGAAUGCUUCAACUUCAUCCGCUUCCUUCAGCCGUACAAUGCCUCCCACCUGUACGUCUGUGGUACCUAUGCCUUCCAGCCCAAGUGCACCUACAUCGACAUGAUUACUUUCACCUUGGAGCGGGGAGAAUUUGAGGAUGGGAAGGGUAAAUGUCCCUAUGACCCAGCUAAGGGCCACACUGGACUGCUUGUGGAUGGUGAGUUGUUCUCAGCCACACUCAACAACUUCCUGGGUACAGAACCUGUCAUCCUGAGAAACAUGGGGCCCCACCACUCCAUCAAGACCGAGUACCUGGCGUUUUGGCUGAAUGAACCCCACUUUGUAGGCUCUGCCUACGUCCCCGAGAGUGUGGGGAGCUUCACGGGGGACGAUGACAAGGUCUACUUCUUCUUCAGCGAGCGGGCAGUGGAGUAUGACUGCUAUGCCGAGCAGGUGGUGGCCCGUGUGGCUCGAGUCUGUAAGGGAGACAUGGGGGGCGCACGGACCCUGCAGAAGAAGUGGACAACGUUCCUAAAAGCGCAGUUGGUGUGCUCAGCCCCGGAGUGGAAGGUCUACUUCAACCAGCUUCGGGCAGUGCACACCCUGCUGGGUACCUCUUGGCACAACACCACCUUCUUCGGGGUCUUUCAAGCGCGAUGGGGUGAUAUGGACCUGUCCGCAAUCUGUGAGUACCAGUUGGAACAGAUCCAGCAGGUGUUCGAGGGUCCCUACAAAGAGUACAGUGAGCAAGCCCAGAAGUGGGCCCGCUAUACUGACCCGGUCCCCAGUCCUCGCCCUGGUUCGUGUAUCAACAAUUGGCAUCGCCACAAUGGCUACACCAGUUCUCUGGAGCUGCCCGACAAUAUCCUCAACUUCAUCAAGAAGCACCCGCUGAUGGAGGAGCAGGUGAGGCCUCGGUGGGACCGCCCCUUACUCGUGAAGAAGAACACUAACUUCACGCACGUGGUGGCCGACAGGGUCACGGGACUUGAUGGCGCCACCUAUACAGUGCUGUUCAUUGGUACAGGAGAUGGCUGGCUGCUGAAGGCUGUGAGCCUGGGGCCCUGGGUCCACAUGGUAGAGGAACUGCAGGUGUUUGACCAGGAGCCAGUGGAGAGUCUGGUGCUGUCUCGGAGCAGGAAGAUGCUUUUCGCUGGCUCCCGCUCUCAGCUGGUUCAGUUACCCCUGACUGACUGCACAAAGUACCGCUUCUGUGCAGACUGCGUCCUCGCCCGGGACCCCUACUGUGCCUGGAAUGUCAACACCAGCCGCUGUGUGGCCACCACCAGUGCUCACUCAGGAUCCCUUCUGGUCCAACAUGUGAUAAACUUGGACACCUCAAAGAUCUGUAACCAGUAUGGCAUUAAAAAAGUCAGACCUACCCCCAAGAACAUCACAGUAGUCACAGGCACAGACCUGGUUCUGCCCUGCCACCUCUCAUCCAAUUUGGCCCACGCUCGCUGGACCUUCAGAGGCCGGGACCUGACUGCAGAGCAACCUGGCUCCUUCCUCUAUGACAGAGGACUCCAGGCCCUGGUAGUGAUGGCUGCCCAGCCCCGCCAUACCGGGCCCUAUCACUGCUAUUCGGAGGAGCAGGGGACAAGGCUGGCUGCAGAAAGCUACCUUGUCUCUGUCGUGGCUGGCCCGUCAGUGACCCUGGAGGCCCGGGCUCCCUUGGAAAACCUGGGACUCGUAUGGCUCGCUGUGGUGGCUCUGGGGGCUGUGUGCCUGGUGUUGCUGCUGCUGGUUCUGUCCCUUCGUCGGCGACUUCGAGAAGAGCUCGAAAAAGGUGCCAAGGCAGCCGAGAGGACAUUGGUGUACCCCCUAGAAAUGCCCAAGGAACCAACCAGCCCCCCGUUUCGUCCCGGCCCCGAAACAGAUGAGAAACUUUGGGAUCCCGUCGGCUACUACUAUUCAGAUGGCUCUCUCAAGAUCGUGCCUGGUCAUGCCCGGUGCCAGCCUGGGGUGGGCCCUUCUCCACCGCCUGGCAUACCUGGCCAGCCCCUGCCUUCUCCGACUCGGCUUCACCUAGGGGGUGGCCGGAACUCAAACGCCAAUGGUUACGUGCGCUUACAGCUGGGAGGGGAGGACCGAGGAGGACUUGGGCACCCACUGCCGGAGCUCGCCGAUGAACUGCGACGCAAGCUACAACAGCGCCAGCCACUGCCUGACUCCAACCCAGAGGAGUCCUCAGUAUGAGAGGAACCCCCCACCCACCUCAUUGGCGGGGGGUUUCGUGGGAGGUACACUCAACCUUUUUGCACAGGCACCAGCUACCUCAGGGACAUGGCGGGAGCACUUGCUUGGCCUGGGACAGACAUUGCCCAGCAUUUGCCCAGCCACGAGGACCUGCUCAGCGUGGGCACUGCCACUUGGUGUGGCUCACCAGGGCAUCAGCCUCACAGGCGGCUCGCCCUCCUCUGUGAAUUUCAGACAUGUGGGACCCCAGCAGCCAAAAAUUUGCAAGGCGGAAGUUUCAAGAUGUGGGUGUUUGUGCAUAGAUGUGUUGGUGUGUGUGUGUGUGUUGUGUGUGUGUGUGUGUGUGUGUAAGGGUGCGCGCGUGCGUGUGCGUGUGCGUGUGCAUGUGUGUGUAGGUGUGUCUCUGUCAAGUCUUCCCUUGGCCUGGGGUCCUCCUGGUGAGUCUUUGGAGCUAUGAAGGGGAAGGGGGUCAUACCACUUUGCCUCUCCUACCCCCACCUGUCCUGCCUGAGCUUGGGACAGUGAUGUACAUAUGGGGAUGGGAUGGACAGGGUGUUGUACCCCUUUGGGGGAGUGCAGGACUCAGGGGUGGGCCUGGUCCUGCUCCUAGGGCUGUGAAUGUUUUCAGGGCGGGGGGGGGAGGGAGAUGGAGCCUCCUGUUUCAGGGGGAAGGGUGGGCAGGGCCUCCCACUUGGCCUCUGGGUUCAGUGGUAUUUUAUACUUGUGCUCUUCCGAAAGGGCUGGGAAAGGUUGUUGGGGAGGGGGAGGGGAGGGAGAAGGUGGGCAUGCUGUGGAUACUGGCAUAUCCUCUCCCAGCUCUAGGAAAAGGGCUCCUAACAGUGUAACUUAUUGUGUCCCCACAUAUUUAUUUGUUGUAAAUAUUUGAGUAUUUUUAUAUUGACAAAUAAAAUGGAGAAAAUGAAACUUAA